CCCAACAUCUUUGCAGUUAUGCCUGGAGACCAAAGAAGGCUCCAGUACUGGUUUACAAUUGGUCCAAGUGCCCGAGCCGCCCGGCCAUCUCCAAUCUCAGCGAGCGAGCAACCUACGAUGUAGAUCACCGCCUCUGAGUCAUAUAGGAGGUCUGAUAUAUAAGAUCAAUUGAGAUUUACGAUUCUUGCAUGAAAAUCAAAGAUACUCUACAAAGAUGCCGCAAACAGAAACAGUCACGCUCCACGAACUGGAAUCCUUUGACGCCGGCCUACAGAGCCAGACUAUGCACCACGACGAUGAGGAAACUAUUGAGUCUUCGGUAUCAUUACGACCAGAGUCCAACAAGACAAGGACCGGCGUUCUUCUUGGGUCUUCGUUGCUGCAGUUGCCAAUGUGGGGCUUUGCCAUGAGCUACGGUGUUUUUCAGGAGUAUUACAAUGACAACUUGUCUCUCAAAGGAGGCCGAGAGCUUACCGGUAUCAUCGGGACGACGUCCAAUGGUGUUAUCUACCUGUCAAUGCCAAUACUGUUCGCUUUAUUCACGAGAAGAUGGGCUCAUAGACGACAGACCGCGGCCCUUUUCGGGGCACUGCUUGUCAGCACCAGCUUCCUUAUAUCUUCCUUCAGCACAGAUAUUUGGCACCUACUGGCGACACAAGGAGUCAUGGCCGCACUUGGGAGCGCGCUCAUCUACAGCCCGGUCACACUGUCCCUCGGAGAAUGGUAUAGCACGAACAAUCGUGCUCUUGCUCUGGGUUUCACAUUGUCAUGUAAGAACAUUGUUGGUUCUACAUGCCCCUUCCUCUUUCGGGGACUUCUGGACCGAUAUGGGUUCCGCGGAUCGCUAAGGGUAUGGGCAGCUAUCUGCGUUGGAACAAGUGUCGUGUCAAUUCUGUUGAUACCCACUCCACCAAUGACGCUCUCUGCAAGAACGAAUCAUCGGGAUCGUAGAAUGCCUUGGGCGUUCCUCAGACAUCGGACUUUCUACGUAUACUCUUUUGCCACAAUUCUGCAGAGUGCUGGAUACGGUAUACCGCAAACAUUCCUGCCUGAAUAUGCUCGAGAGGUCACACUCCUAUCUCAGACGUGGUCUACUCUUCUCCUCACACUCUUCAAUGUUCCUGGCAUUAUAUCUUCGACGUUCUUCGGAUUCUUGAGUAAUGGUGGACGCGGUAAGCUGUCGGCAUCUACAAUCACAGCUAUCUCAGCCGGCUGCUCCGCAUUGUCUGCGUUCCUGUUCUGGGGACUGACAUCUCGAGGUAGCCUGGUACUGUUAUUGGUGUUUUCUAUGACGUUUGGUUUCUUUUCAGGUGGUUACAGCUCUACCUGGGGUGGCAUUAUCAACGAACUAGAAUGUGAAGCUGCUCAGAGAAAUGAGGCGAUUGACAGUGGUAUGCUAUAUGGUCUGCUUAAUGGGGCCAGGGGUAUUGGAUACGUUUCCGGUGGUCUCGCUGGUGUACCCUUGCUCCGAGCUGGAAGCGCUGCUUCCGUCGGGAGAUUUGGGUACGAAAGUGGCUACGGACCUCUAAUCGUCUUCACAGGCCUCUCGUCAGUAUGCGGAGGCUGGGGCUUGUUAUGGAAAUGGACAAGACUAUCACAAAAUGCAUAGUCUUCGCUUCACCCGUAUAAUGAUCCAUCAUCUGAAUCAUUGGUUUGAUCUUGUUGGGUAAGCACUUGUGGCGAUUCGUAAGAAGUUUUCAAUUCCGGCCGAGUUCAUCUUGAAGCUGGUGGCUACAGCACAUCAUUGCAUGUCAUCCUUAAUCUUCCUGGUUUUUUGCACCCUGAGCACAUUGAACGGAAUAAAGCUCAGAUGUAAUAUACCCAGGUUCAGCUACACGACACAAGUCAUCAGCGGGAUGUUGUACUUGCACAGAUGUUGCUACCCACUUGCUGCUAGAUACGAAGUUGGACCGGGUGAUGGAUGCAGCCCCGCUCUUGAUGGGUGAUCAUCGCUGCCCUAGCCACGAUUUGGCCAUAGAGCGACGAAAGCAAGGUAACAUGUUGCGGAUCCAUCCAUUCUUCCCAA
Messenger RNA from Pseudovirgaria hyperparasitica, 2026 nucleotides. Its product is annotated as putative monocarboxylate transporter. Bases 215 to 1609 code for a protein of 464 amino acids. Gene Ontology annotation, cellular component: fungal-type vacuole membrane. Lineage: Eukaryota; Fungi; Ascomycota; Dothideomycetes; Acrospermales; Acrospermaceae. Gene Ontology annotation, biological process: transmembrane transport. Gene Ontology annotation, molecular function: transmembrane transporter activity. The record is from RefSeq and is a predicted model, not a curated record. The transcript is spliced from 2 exons.